GGGGGGCGGCGGCGCCCUUCCCCUCCCCGGAGGGCGGAGCAGGCCGAGCGGGGGCGCUCCUUCCCGGGGACCGGCCGGAGAGAGAGCCCCAGAUCGAUCGAUGGAUCGAUUUUCUGGGUUUCGAAGCGGGAGGCGCGCGCGCGUGUCCCCGGCGUCAGAGAAGGAAGGAUGAUGGCCCUGCUGUGGUCUUGGCGUCGCUCUGCCUGCUUAGGAUGGACCCAGUGGUUCUCAGUUACAUGGACAGUUUGCUGAGAGAGUCGGACGUCCUCUUGCUCGACCCCCCUUGCUGGCUGAACGACCACGUCAUCGGCUUUGCCUUCGAGUACUUUGCGGGCGACCAGUUCCGGGACUUUGCCGACCAGGUGUGCUUUGUGGGGCCCGAGGUGGCUCAGUUCAUCAAGUGCACCUCCAGCCCAGAGGAGCUGGCCCUGUUCCUGGAGCCGCUGGGCCUCCCCCGCAAGAGGGUGGUCUUCCUGCCCAUCAACGACCACGCCAGCCAGGGGGCCGGGGGCAGCCACUGGAGCCUGCUUGUUUACCUCCGAGACCAGGGCCGCUUUGCGCACUACGACUCCCACCCCGAGAGCAACUCGGCCCACGCCAGGAGGGUGGCGGGCAAGCUGGAGCCCUUCCUGGGCCAAAGGGGCCGGGCAGCCUUCGUGGAGGAGGCGGCCCCCUCCCAGCAGAACAGCUACGACUGCGGGAUGUACGUCAUCUGCAACGCGGAGGCCUUGUGCCGGGAACUCUUCCAGGGCCAGGAGGAAGAGCCAGGCCUGCCACUCCUCACACCCGCCUACAUCACACGCAAGAGGGAAGAGUGGAAGGGACUCAUUGCCAGGCUUUCUCGGAAGUGAGGGGCUACCCUCAGCUUGCGGGGACGGGGGGGGAGGCAGGCGGGGGGGGAGCCUUCUGCUUUUGCCUCCUCCUCUGCUGUGAACUGGAACAGAGCCUGCGCCUGAGAAAAGGGCCAGGUGGCUUCCCAAAGGUCUUGGCAGGUGGGCCUCUUGCCCCCCCCCUUUCCCAACCACACCGGCAGCAUUUUCCACCACGUGCAGAGCUCGGCAUCCAUCUGUCUGUCACGAGGCUUUAGCCAUGUCAGCCGUGCGGGACCUUUUGCUGCCUGUCUCUUGAGGCUUCUGCGGCGGCUUCCAAAGCCACGUCCUGCCCUCGGGAAGGGAGGCCAGGGGACAUUUCUGCUGCAGGAGGAAUGUGAGGGUCUCCUCGCGCUUGAGGGGGAAAGGGAAGCCUUUGCCUUCUUCUCUGAAAGAAGGGGUGGUCGGAACAGGGCGGCCUGUCCCGUUAAGCUUCCCUAGGGCGGGCCCACCUUUUUGCCCCAGAAGGCAAGAGCAAGUGGGAGGGGGGGAAUCCUCCACAUCCUCCCCUCUCCAGAAGCUCCCCUGAGAGGCUCCUGCACCGUUCCCUUUUCCAAAAAAGAGGGAGCACCUCCUGCUUUUCGCUCUGUGGUCUUAUCGCCUGGCCACCUCCUCCUGCCAAGCAAGCUCCAGGUUCUGGAGGAACACACACACCCCCCCAGUGGGUGGCCUCGCUGUGAGAGGGGCGCGGCCCACAAGGCCGAAUCCAGCUUCUUUUUCCUGUUGGCUCCCCACCUCGGUCCUUGUUCCUUCACCUCCGGAAGGCUCUCCUCCUGCCUUUGGCGCCCCUGUUGCCAGAAGCUGUGCCAGGAAGGCAGCCGUCUGCCUUGAAGUCACAAGUUCUUCUGGCCUGUGAUGACAUUAUUGGGCCAGGAGAGCUUGAAUCAUCUUCUCGGGUGCCCCGAGAAGAGAGCGUGGUCUGUUUGCUCUUUGUUCUGUUUGGAGAACCUUCAACCCAACAAAUAAAAGGAAAUUUCAAUUCAAAA
Pogona vitticeps (central bearded dragon) is the source of this 1855-nucleotide messenger RNA. RefSeq names its product SUMO peptidase family member, NEDD8 specific (gene SENP8). NCBI's taxonomy places the organism in Eukaryota, Metazoa, Chordata, Lepidosauria, Squamata, Agamidae. Gene Ontology annotation, molecular function: deNEDDylase activity; cysteine-type peptidase activity. The record is from RefSeq and is a predicted model, not a curated record. Gene Ontology annotation, biological process: proteolysis; protein deneddylation.